CUCAUCUGCGGACAUGUUUCCAGAUCUGUCCUCGCUCCCGUAAAGGCAGACCUGAAAAGCCUUAAAACAGGUCAAAUGAUGGAUGAGUCAGAUGAGGAUUUCAAAGAACUCUGUGCCACCUUUUUCCAAAGGGUGAAAAAAAAUACAACCAAAGAAGUGUCAGGAGAAAGGAAGAAGCAGACGGCCUCCAGUAACCCUCAGAAAAGAGGCAGACUGCAAGGAGCCAGUCAGACUGCCACCAGGAGCAGAGCCCCUCAAGGCCCUUCAGAGAAGAGACCUCGAGUAGGCAGCCAGGCCCCUAGGACUAAAAAGCAAGGGGCACCCAAAUCCCAGGAAGGGGACCCAGCUCUCCCUGUGAAUGGGAGGGGAGGUGCUCUCGCUCCUGCCUCAGACCAGCCUGUGCUGUGUGAAAGAGCCCAGAGCAUUCAGACAGAGAGUGCUCCCAAUGGUGACUCCCAGCCCCUUCCUUCCGGUUUCCCUACGAAUGGUGUGCCAAGUCCUGCCAAACCCAGAGCCUCAGAGCUGGUUCUCCAACGGAUGAAGCAGUUCAAGAGAGCAGACCCCGAGCGCCUGAGACACGCUGCAGAAGAGUCCUCUCUGCAGAGCACCCCGGGAGUAAACGACCCAAGCAGCCCUCAAGAGGACGUGGUGGUGGACAACGAGUGUAAGCCCAGGCUGCAUGCCACAGACAGCGAUGCUGCUAUGGCCUUGGCCUUACAGCAGGAGUUUGGAAGGGAAAAAGUGUCUUCACAUCAUGAUAGCCUGGAGGAGAAGGGGUUGUUCUUCUGCCAAAUGUGUCAGAAAAACCUCUCAGCAAUGACUGUGACACGGAGGGAGCAACAUGUGAACAGGUGCCUGGAUGAGGCAGAAAAGGCACGGAUAUCUGCUCUGCCUCAGAUCCCUGAUUGCCCAAUAUGUGGUAAACCAUUCCUCACCUCCAAGAGCCGAGUCAGUCACUUGAAGCAGUGUGCAGUGAAGAUGGAAGUGGGUCCCCAGCUCCUGCUGCAGGCUGUGAGGCUGCAGACAGCUCAGCCCGAGGUGGGCAGCGGCCCCCAGGUACCCAGUUUCAGCAACCAUGUUGGAGGUUUGAAACGGAAAGGAACCACCAGCAAGAAGGAGCUGCAGAAGAGGCGGAAGGCUAGUAAGCCCGAGGCUCCAACUGAAGAUCUGAUGUUGGCCAUGGCUCUGUCUCGCUCUGAGAUGGAGCAGGGUCCAGUUAUGCCCCCACUCAGACUGGAAAAUGCAUUUUCGGAGAAGAUAAGGCUAGGAGCAGAGAAGAAAAGUCGCAAGAAGAAACCCCCAGCUUGUCCCCCUCUGUUGUUAACCCAAGACCUUGAGACCACAAAUAGACAGAUUGAGGAUCGCGUUGCCCAGCUCCUAUCAGAGGAAAUGGAGCUGUCCUGUACCCCACGACUUCCUGCCAGCAAGAUUUUUAAGGAAGAAUUGGAACAUACAGGCUGGCGAAUGCAGCUGCCUAAAGGAAGGCAGAAUUUCCUGUGGGAAUGCAGUGCCCUCCCAGGAGCCUGGGCUGAGGAGGCCUUCUACAUAGUGGGCCUGUUUCCUCCAACUGGGUCCCAACGCCAUACCAAGGAAACUGAGCUACCACUGGAGCUGCCCGAGCAGCGAGAGCCAAGUUCACAAAGGCCACCCGCUUCCCACAACAGCCCCAAUAACCAGCUGCUGUCCCGCAGCCAGAGGGAGUGUCAAGCCCUUCAGGACCUUGUAGACUUGGCAGUGGAGGGGCUGAGCUCUAGCCCCUGGCCCAGCAGUCUGGGGGUGCCCACAGGGUUGGACUUGGCACCCAGCAGCCUUCCAUUGACGGGGUUUGUUCUGCCAUCUAAGAAGGCGAGGGAUGACAGUGCCUCACUCUCUCUUGGGUUGCUGGUGGCCGACUUUGGGGCCAUGGUCAACAAUCCACACCUGAGUGAUGUCCAGCUCCAGAUUGACAGCGGAGAGGUGCUUUAUGCCCACAAGUUUGUGCUGUAUGCCCGAUGCCCACUUCUCAUCCAGCAUGUGAAUGCUGAAGGCUUCUCUGCGGAAGAGGAUGGGGAUCUGACUCAGCGCAUCCUGCUCAGUGAUGUGAGCUGGGAGGUCGCCCAUGCAUUUCUGAACUAUCUCUACAUGGCAGAUACUGACGUGCCUCCUGGCCUGGCUCCCGAACUGCGUGCCCUGGCCCUAAGGUUUGCUGUGAGAGACCUUGUUCAGCUGUGUGAGCAAGUGCCUGUCAUGGACUUAAAGGGAGAGCAACAGGAGGAGAAGGAAACUGAGAAUUGCGAAAGCAGAGCAGAGCAUUUCCAAGAACUCCUGAGGUCAGUGUGGGCAAAUGAAGAGGAGGAAGCGGAGACUCUGCUGAAACCUGAAGUCUGCGAAGAAGAUAGAGAGAAAGUGAAUGAAGCAGAAAUGGAAGAAAUUUAUGAGUUUGCAGCUACACAGAGGAAGCUGCUCCAGGAGGAACGAGCAGUAGACACAGAUGAGGACACGAGCCAGCUCAGGGAGGAUGGUCCAGUGUCUGAGCCUACCCUGCUAGGUGUCCCGAGGAGCAGACAGUUAGAAGAUACAGAACAAAUGGACUCAGCUGGGCUAGAGAGAGAAGAGGCCCUAGUCAGCUGGGAACCUAAGAGAGAUUCCAUCCCACUCCAGGGCCAGGGCUCAGACUGGGCAGACAAAGCAGAGAUUCAGGACACACUGAGGGGGACAGCAGACCACCCCAAAUCCUGCAGCCCACCUGAGAGCCACCAGGUGAGGAAGAAAGAAUGCUCACCUUUGCACCCACCCAAGGCCCAUGACUACAAACAGCUCUUUGCAUCAACUCAAAGAAAAUCAUCUGAACUGUCACAAAUAGCAAUUGACCACGAAGAGCAGAGUGACCCUGUUAGGGAGAGGCAGGCAGAGAUGGCCUAUUCACCCGCUCUGCACCAGACAGCUGUUCCACGCCCCUUCUUCCUCCUGUCCCAGUGCCCUGUGGGUGGAAGUCCCAGCCAGUCACGGCUUCACCCAUAUCACACAAGCAAUUUGUCCCCAUCAGUGUCCCCGUCCCGCAGUACCAUUUCCAAGAUGGUGUCCCCAACCUCACUGUUUCCAGCUUCACCAGCUAAACAGAGGAGGGACAGGAACAUUCUCACGUUAUCAAAAGAACCAGGCCACCAGAAAGGCAAACAGAGUAGUCCCAUGUUGGGACACAAAAAUAGGGGCAUCCUGAUUUCCCCAGCAAAAUCUCCACCCAUUGACCUGACCCAGUCGGUUCCUGAGCACUCCAGCCCUAGGGCCCUGGACUCUCUGCACUGUGUGAAGAAAGAAGAUGACGUUAUCCUCCUCCUGGACUCAGAUGAAGAGCUGGAACUAGAGCACACCAACACAAGGCUGGUUUCUAAAGAUUCCCCAGAAGGAAGCAAAGUUCUAGAAUCUAGCCCCAAGUCCUCUGAACUGUUCUCAGUCAUUGAUGUUGAUGAAGACCAGGGACAUUUCCAAAGCCCACUGAAGAGAGAGGCUGAGCCACAGCAGGAAGACGACGGACUGCUGGGAAAUCAGUCGGCUCUGGGGAGGAAAGAGAUGCCCUGGCUGUUCUGCAGCCAGAAGAACAGCCUGGAUGAGGACAGCACUACAGACACCUCCUGGCUGGUGCCCGCCACCCCAGGGGCCAGCAAGAGCCGCGAUUGCUCAUCACAGACACAAAUCAGAAGCCUUAAGACCAGGACUCCAUCAGAUGCUGCUGCUCAGCAAGCACCCAGGCCUUCCUUAGGAUGUAGGGCUGUGCCAGAAGCAGCCCAGAAAUUCUCAGUGAUCAGACCACACACACAGCCUGCUACUCAAGGGACCGCUGACGGUGGAGGACACUACCCUAGGCACUGCAGGCUCUCCUCUUCACAGCCAUCAUGUCCUGUCCUUGAUGUUACCACGUGGUCCCAGAAACCCUCGUCAUGUAGGCCGUGCCUGCCAAAUCAGGCUGCAGCCGAUGAGGUGGUAGAAGUUGGGGACAGUGAUGAUGAGCAGGAGGUGGCUUCCCAUCAAGGAAGCAGCAGCCCUGUGCCAGAUGGUGACCCCCCAGGUCCCAUAGGUGACUACUCCUGGCAUGAGCCCCUCUCACCAAUUCCAAUUGACCACUUGAAUCUGGAGCGGACUGGCCCCCUGACCACAAGCAGUCCUAGCAGUCAGACCCGGGAUGCUCUGUAUGGUGGUGACCCCCACUCCCCAGGAGUCCUGGGUGCCACCCCCAUCCGAGGAAGCUAUGGUGCUCUGAGAGAGUCUCAAGAGCAGUCCUCACAGGCUGGCUCUCCUGGGAGCAGCAAACUGAGUGUCCUUAGCCCAGCUCUGUGGGAAGACUGGGAUGAGGAAGAGCGACACUCUCCAGAGGCUCUACCUGUGGCCCAAAUGCUGAGCACGAAAUCCCGGGAGCCAGACAGGCCGGAGACACCAAAAGGUGCUAACCAGAAGAAGAACUUGCCUCCCAAAGUGCCUAUAACUCCAAUGCCAAGGUAUUCGAUCAUGGAGACCCCAGUGCUGAGGAAAGAACUGGACAGGUUUGGAGUCCGUGCUCUGCCCAAACGACAGAUGGUUGUAAAACUGAAGGAGAUUUUCCAGUACACUCACCAGACCCUGGAGUCAGACUCUGAGGAUGAGAUUCAAUCCUCCCAGAUACCUCCGGAGGUACCCUGUGGCCAGGCACCUACCAUUGACACCUACAAGUCUUCACGGUCAGGAGGCUAUACCCAGCUCAAGGCCACUGCAGGGCUUGGGACUCAAAGAUCCAAGGGCCCUAGUCAAAGCAAGAGCCCUCAAGAUCAAAGGAGACAGCUCAGUGAAAGCAUUUCCCACCCAAGCAGGUUGCAAGCUGGGGAGCUGCCUUCAGGCCCUGAUGCAGACGCCCAGCUCCCAGCCUCCCAGGAAUCCAUGGCUACCUCUGUGGAUGGCAGUGACAACUCCUUUAGCUCUCAAAGUUCCUCCGGGGAGUUUGGAGCUGCUCUAGAGGCUGCAGGUGAAGACAAGGAUGAUGAGGAGGGGGUCAGCGCAUCACAGGUAGCCAUCCGGACCGCAGACACAGAAGAGGCAGUGAGACGCUACAUCUGCUCCAAGCCUGCCCUGCACAGGAAGGUACUGACCUACCAGCCUCUCGAGCUGGCUGAGCUGCAGGCUGAGCUGAAGCAGAAUGGCAUCCCUGUGGCCAUGGGCAAGCUACUGGACAUCCUAGAUGCUCAGUGCAUCACCUUCACAACUGCUGCAGCCCGAAAGGAGAAGCUGAGGCAGAAGAGACGGCAGCCUGUGGGCAGAAAGAGGAAGGAUCAGAAAUGACAGGCCUGGACCCAAUGGCUACCUGCCAGAGGGCCUGAGAACCUGGUGCCAGUCAGGCCUCCACAGGUGUGUCUUAGGACAUGAGCCUGUGCCUGUGCAAAGGACAGUGACCCCAACAUACUUUCUCUCCCACUCUCUACAGCUCCAUGUCGCUCUUGGACUGAGAGCAGACCCUCCC
Messenger RNA from Acomys russatus (golden spiny mouse), 5464 nucleotides. RefSeq names its product SLX4 structure-specific endonuclease subunit (gene Slx4). Gene Ontology annotation, cellular component: Slx1-Slx4 complex; nucleus. The record is from RefSeq and is a predicted model, not a curated record. Gene Ontology annotation, biological process: DNA replication; interstrand cross-link repair; meiotic DNA double-strand break processing. Bases 76 to 5286 code for a protein of 1736 amino acids. The transcript has 14 exons. Gene Ontology annotation, molecular function: DNA binding; enzyme binding. NCBI's taxonomy places the organism in Eukaryota, Metazoa, Chordata, Mammalia, Rodentia, Muridae.